GGUUGUUGUUCUGCACACACCCCUCGAAAGAUUUCUGCAGAAGCUUGAAGUGACGUUACAUGACACAGAUCACAAUGUCGGAACUUGUCUCAGUCAAUGCGAUCAAAGAUGAGCUAGUUGAGUGUCCAAUAUGUACAGAGCACUUUGAUGAUGACAGUCACAUGCCCCGUCGUAUGCCCUGCUGUGUACAGUCUAUUUGCGAGUCCUGUUUGGAGACCUACUGCAAAGGACGUCAGAUCAUACCAUGCCCUUUGUGUCGGCACCAACAUAACCUACCUGGCGGUGUGAAGUCUCUACCAAAAGAGCGUCUCAUUCUUAAGUUCCUGGAACAUCUGAAGGUCAAGAAAGGUAUCCGUCUGCCAUGUACAGAUUGUCCUGAUAAUGAAGCAGCCACUGCCCAAUGUAUGAACUGCAGAUUAUUCCUGUGUUCGAUAUGUCUAAAUGCUCAUACAAGGAACAAAGUCACAAGAAAACACAGGACAGUGACUUUUGAAGAGAUGAAAGUCUUGCCCCAGGAGAGUUUUGAAUUCCGGCAUCAGUGUUUCCAACACGAACAGCCACUACAGUUCUAUUGCUAUACCUGCAGACUUGUGAUCUGUGUAUCUUGCACUGUACUCGAGCACGAUAAAGGGAACGGACACAAAGUUGUUUCUAUUACUGAGGCGCACCACAACAUAGCACAUGCCACUGACGACACUCUUGUCAAACUUGACGAGAAGGUAGAAAAGCUCAGCGGAACAGAAGCAGAUCUAAAACAAAAACUUGUCGAGUUAGAACAUUCCAAGAAAGCUGCCAAAGAUAGCCUUGACCAAAGAUUUGAUAAAAUAAUAAAAGAAGUUCAGGACAGAAGACGCAUCCUUUUGUCACACCUUGAAGACGUUUAUAGUAAUAGUUUUAAGCUGACGAACGAGGCCUUAGAGUCAACCAAACAACUGCGAAACAAGGUAAAGUCUUCUUUGGCCUACACACGGCAGAUUAGGAGUAGAGCUGACCAGACAGAAGAUCUACAAAUUAUGACAUCAUCGGCUGCUUCUUUCACAAAGAUGCUGCAGGAGUCUCUCAUUGAGAUACAAUAUACGAGGACAGGCGUAGGCUUUGUACCUGCCAACCUGACCCAGCUUUCCUCCGCAAUCCAGGGAGCAGGACUGAUAAGGUCAGUCGCAUACUUCCCAACACAGAGGCCGGUAUAUGUACCAGGAACUGACGGAUACAAUGCCAUCACACUGACACCUGCAGAAUUUCAAAAGGUCGAUGAUGUGGGCAAGACCAUUUCCAGUGGAGAUAAAGCCAUUUCAUGUCCGCUCCUUGAAUGGGACUGCAGUACAGCGAGUGACGACAUCACUGUUUCUGAUACUUUGGUAACAAAUGAAAAGCCCAAGACUCCGCCACAAGACACAGGAUGUCGAAUAAGGUCGUGGAGACGUCUAUUGACAUCAAGACCUUUGGUUAUCAGAGGUGGAAGCCGAGAGAUGUUUCUGGUGAAAGUCAGCUUCUCUUUGAAACAGGUCACUGAGAAAAGAAGCAUGGUGUUUGAGACAGCAAUGACUGCCAACCCCGCAGAUACUUGCUGGAACCAAUCAACUGGACUGAGUGUACGCAUCAUAGGAUGUCCAAAGCAUAAGCACCAGCUCUGUCUCUGGGUUAGGUUUGAUGACAAGCUCCUCGUUGAUAUACCUAUUGCUUGCAAUCAAAUUGGUGGGGCAGGUGCCUUACAUCUAGGCUUUCUACUGGACGGUAGGAGAAGUAAAGUGAAUGUUGUUGACCUUGACAACACUACAGUGAUUCAGUCUGUGACUGACAUUGUGUUUGACAGACCAUUCUGGGUCAUGGCGUAUCUAGAUGCAUCCCAAGAUUCAAACAUGACGUGUGAACUUGUAUCAGGUCACAACAUUACACUCUCAGAAGGAAUGACCAAGUUGUUGUUAGCUCUAUAGGAAGGUGACUGGACAGGGGAAUAAACGUGUAAAAUGCGGAAAGAAGGAGCCAGUAAAACAUCGUUGGAGAGGAUGGUCCCUUGGGCAGAAUCCGACGUCCAUUGUGGAAGAAUAAAGACUUCAUGAUUAUC
Molecule: messenger RNA, 2065 nt
Organism: Haliotis rufescens (red abalone)
Lineage: Eukaryota; Metazoa; Mollusca; Gastropoda; Lepetellida; Haliotidae
Product: tripartite motif-containing protein 42-like
Exons: 4
Coding region: 60-1934 (624 amino acids)
Biological process (GO): positive regulation of DNA-templated transcription
Cellular component (GO): nucleoplasm; chromatin
Molecular function (GO): zinc ion binding; ubiquitin-protein transferase activity
Source: RefSeq, a predicted model, not a curated record